Molecule: messenger RNA, 1961 nt
Organism: Penaeus monodon (black tiger shrimp)
Lineage: Eukaryota; Metazoa; Arthropoda; Malacostraca; Decapoda; Penaeidae
Product: adenosine receptor A1-like
Exons: 3
Coding region: 126-1109 (327 amino acids)
Biological process (GO): G protein-coupled receptor signaling pathway
Cellular component (GO): membrane
Molecular function (GO): G protein-coupled receptor activity
Source: RefSeq, a predicted model, not a curated record
CAGUGCCCUUGCUCUCACGCUCCGACGAUGCGCUCGUGGAAGCAGAAGCGCAGCGCUGCAGGAAAGGUGGCGCGAGUAUCUGAGGGUUAAUGAGUUCGAGAGGCUGUCCGUGAGUUCCUUUCACGAUGGGAGCGGAUGACAGUGAGUGGCUGAAUGUCUACGCAAUGCACUUUUUCAUUUCGCUGACGAUGAUUAUGGCUUUCGUUUUGUUGCUAGAGUCCCUCGUGACAAUCGCCGUGAUUGUGAGGAACCACGCGCUCAGGGACAUGAACUGCGCCCAGUUCAUUAGCAACAUGGCCGUGUGUAGCGUCGGCAUCGCGGUCCUCCUUUUCACGUGGAUGGUCGCCAAGCUAACGACCAGCGGGAAGUACAGUUGGUGGAGGUGUCUGACGUUCAAGAUCUCUGUCCGCUUCUUGCACACGGUGACUGUGUUCAACCUGUGUUGCCUCUCCCUUGACCGCUACCUCUUCAUCUGCUGGCCGCUGCACUACCACCAGCUGCUCACGCCCCGCCGCUGCAACCUGCUCGUGGCCGCCUGCUGGCUUGCGGCGGCCGGCCUGCUCGGCCUGCCUGGCCUCCCCACCUUCGACUUCUGUCCGAAGCGCGGCAACAAGUUCCGGGUGAGCGAGGCGGUCAUGAUCAGCUACAUCAGCUCGUACGGCGUCUCGGUGGUGGUGGUGGUGGUCUUCUACCUGCUCGUGGCCAGGGAGGUGUCCGUGGCCCUGGUGGGCGUGCGGGCGGACCAGGAGCGAGCUCGGAGGAAGACCAGGCAGAGCAUCUUCACCGUCGUCUUCAUCCAGCUGGUGCUCUCCGCGCCCGAUAUGGUGAUCCAGCUGGUGAGCCUCCAGGACAGCGACCACACCGUGCGGGCGGCCUCCUUGUCUCCGAUCCUGCUGCUGUUCGUCCAGCUGCUCUUCCUCCCCGUCUACGCGUGGAAGAACACCCUCUUCCGCACGGCCAUCGUCCAGCUCUUCUCUCCCGCCGUGCGCUCCGUCACCUGCAACGUCAGGAGGGCUUGCAGCAGGAGCAGUAGCAGGAGUACAGCCAAGUCUUUGGCAAACACCUCACAGGAACACGUAGUUGGAAAUAAUCAGGACCAAGAAGUGUAGAGAUAACGUCUCUUCAAGCAAGGCUAAUACCCUCUGAACAGUUUCUGGAUUUCGACGUUUGUAGAUUUUAGGAUAACGUGAUUCUUGAGUUAUUUUUUCUCCGGAUACCUAAGAAGAAUACUAUACAAGAAGACUAUUUAUCACUAAGCAAGAAGACAUGAUAAUAUGCAUAAGUAAAUGAACUGAUAAUCGGUAAGAAUCAGGGGAUGGAGAGAUAUAGAAUUACACGUUAUACAAAAAACGUACGUAAUAGGAGAAAUAUUUGCCAGGGAGAUAAAUAUAUACACGCACACACGCAUUCACAAGCACACACACACACAAGCACACACACACACACAAACACACGAACAGACAAGCACACACACGCGCACACACACACACACACACACACACACACACACACACACACACACACACACACACACACAGGCAUACGUGUAUAAGUGUAUCUCCCUACAUGUACAGUAUAUGUAUGCUAAACAAACACCCUCGAAUCUUGAUCUCAAAGCACCCAGCGUAAUGAUGACUAACCGUGUCGUUCAGCAGGGAAAGAAGUGUGAGCCUCAGGAUCGCAAAGGGAAAAAGGAGAGAGACACAGGAUACUCAGGUGCUCCUCAAUUUAGCGAGGAAGGGCGGAGGGAAUGUUGAUAAGGGAGGGCAGUUUCUUCGCCCAGGUGAUGUGUUCAAGGAGCUGCCUUUGAUGAGGAGCGGUCUUAACGUAUUCGCCAAAGGGAACGCUUUAUGCUAUCUUUGUGUGUAUUUUGUUAUGGUUCUCUGCUUCUUUUUCUCUUUUUUUCUAUUUUUUUCCCUUUCUUUCAUCCUCUCUCUCUCUCUCUCUCUCUCUCUCUCUCU